Molecule: messenger RNA, 702 nt
Organism: Schistosoma margrebowiei
Lineage: Eukaryota; Metazoa; Platyhelminthes; Trematoda; Strigeidida; Schistosomatidae
Source: the annotation of a GenBank genome assembly
AUGUUUUGCUCUUCAGAUGAAUUCACAGCAAAUUAUACAGUUUGGCAAUAUCCAGUCACUGAGAAAUAUGGAAUAAUUUACAGUAGAAUGCGUGAAUGGGGCUUUUCAAAUAGCCAUGAAGAAACGAUUAAACUUAUCAACGACGGUUGGGUAAUAUUUAUGGAAACUCCAAGGGCUGCUUAUUACAUAGCCAACGAAUGCAAACUGAAACGAUUCGGUAACCGUAUAGGAAGUUGGUAUUAUAGUAUGAUGUUAAUACCGCGUUCUCCGUUAACUUCUGCUUUUAAUGAAAUAAUUUAUUCUCUGGAAGCAGAUUAUACACUGGACACGCUGAGAGCUAAGUGGUGGGCUAGUAAUACAAGUCGAUGUGGAACAUUGUCUGUUGAUGAAGGAUAUGAUUUUGAAGAAGUUGGUGGUAUGUUUUCAUUACUUGGAUGUGGACUUUUAAUUGGCGUUGUAUUGCUAAUCUCAGAAAUUGUUACCUUUCAUAUACUAUUGAAGAAGCAACAGACACAGGUCGCAAAUGAACCUCCAAGACUACCACCGCAACCUGUAACAAACAGUGUACCAGAAACAAUACAAGAGGAAGAAGAAAGUACAAAUAAUUUAUCUACGAGAAAUCCAGUUACAUCAAAUUUAAUAACAAUUACUACAACUGAUUAUAGUGAUCCUAAUCAAGAAGCUAUAUCCUUGAAUGAAUAA